AUGGCCACCAAUGCAAAACGUGGGAAUGAUCCAUCAGGUCAGCAUGUUGAUAUCACUUUAUAUAGAAGUAUGAUUGGGUGUCUAUUGUAUUUGACUGCUAGUCAUCCUGAUAUAGCUUUUAGUGUUGGUGUUUGUGAGAGAUUUCAAGCUAAUCCAAAAGUAUCACAUUUAAAUGUUGUAAAAAGAAUAAUCAAAUGUGUUAGUGGUACUUGUGAUUUUGGGUUGUUUUAUAGCAAAGAGUUUAAUGUCUCUUUUCCUAGUUAUUCAGAUGCUGAUUGGGCUGGAAAUACUGAUGAUAGGAAAAGCACCACUGGUGGGUAUUUUUAUAUGGGAACCAACUUGGUUGCUUGGAUGAGUAAAAAGCAAAAUUAUGUCUCUCUAUCAUCUGCAAAAGCAAAAUAUAUAGCUGCUGGGAGUUGUUGUUCCCAACUUCUUUGGAUGAAGAAACUUUUAGGUGAUUAUGGUUUAUCACAGGAAACUAUGGUUAUCUAUUGUAAUAAUUCUAGUGCUAUUGAUAUCUCUAAGAAUUCGAAUGCUGACAUCUUUACCAAACCACUUGAUAGAAGCAAGUUUGAGUCUUUCCGUCGAGUGAUUGGUGUACUCACAUUGGUGUAA
Molecule: messenger RNA, 615 nt
Organism: Quercus robur (English oak)
Lineage: Eukaryota; Viridiplantae; Streptophyta; Magnoliopsida; Fagales; Fagaceae
Product: secreted RxLR effector protein 161-like
Exons: 2
Coding region: 1-615 (204 amino acids)
Source: RefSeq, a predicted model, not a curated record